AUGCCGAGCACCGAAGGCGAGAAAGAAGUGGGUAACGUGAAUUUGAUCAGAGUAUCAGCGAAACUUCCACCCUUUUGGAAUGCGAAUCCUGAAAUAUGGUUCGCUCAGGUGGAGGCGCAAUUCAUCGUUGCUGGUAUCACGAUUGAUGACACUAAAUUCAACCAUGUCAUUGGGAAUAUCGAUGGCAAAAUUCUUGCACGGGUAAGUGAUGUGGUAGUAGCACCACCAGCGACUGAUAAAUACUCUGCGUUAAAAGCAGCAAUUCUGGCUGCGGAUUCACAGCAAAAGAAAUCCAGCAAGUUAUUAGCAGAAGUCGAGCUAGGAGACAGGAAGCCUUCGGAAUUACUAAACGAAAUGAGGAUAUUGGCUGACAACAAAGUCACAGAUGAUUUUCUACGCACACUAUGGUCAUGCUGCUUACCAUCUAAUGUAAGCGCUAUUCUUUCAACGAGCGAUGCAGAUCUUACCGGGUUGGCUAGAAUGGUUGACAAGAUCAUGGAAGUUGCCGAUUUUUCCAAUCGCAUUUCAGCUGUUUCGUCAUGCGACACGAGUCCAAGUACGCUGGAGGGAGGAAUUAAUAUUAUUGAAAAGACUUUCGCAAAGCUAAGUGAACAAAUUAAAAGCAUAUCGCUUAAAAUAAAUACAAAUCAUUCUCGUUCGCGUUCACGCUCUCGUGCUUUAGCUGAAGCUAAUGCAGAACCAGGCAAAUGUUGGUAUCACAGGAAAUUUGCUGAUAAGGCAAAUCGUUGCAUCGCACCCUGUACAUUCAACACCACCUCAAAAAACGACUAG
Rhagoletis pomonella (apple maggot) is the source of this 792-nucleotide messenger RNA. RefSeq lists its product as uncharacterized. The transcript has a single exon. Lineage: Eukaryota; Metazoa; Arthropoda; Insecta; Diptera; Tephritidae. The record is from RefSeq and is a predicted model, not a curated record. Bases 1 to 792 code for a protein of 263 amino acids.